Cololabis saira (Pacific saury) is the source of this 5893-nucleotide messenger RNA. It is a transcript of the gene cers1, whose product is annotated as ceramide synthase 1. The transcript has 7 exons. The record is from RefSeq and is a predicted model, not a curated record. Gene Ontology annotation, molecular function: sphingosine N-acyltransferase activity. Bases 949 to 2064 code for a protein of 371 amino acids. Gene Ontology annotation, cellular component: membrane. NCBI's taxonomy places the organism in Eukaryota, Metazoa, Chordata, Actinopteri, Beloniformes, Belonidae. Gene Ontology annotation, biological process: ceramide biosynthetic process.
UAGCGGGCCUGCAUACGUCACGUCCCGCUAGAUGUUUUUUCUCCCUUGGUUUUUUUUCCCUUUCUACAUAAAUGUUGCUGAGACUCAGUCCCUCCUCCGUCUCUCCAGCGUCUCCCCGCGCUGUCAAACCCGCAGCCCCGGGCAGCAGCCGCCUCUUCCUCCGGGACGCACCACUGAUGCUCCGCAUUUCCUCUUCGCUGGAAUAACUUGAGGUCGUGUGAAGUAGUUUUUUUUUUUUUUUUUUGCAAUUUAUCUUUCUUCCUGCCCCCCUCUUUUUUUUUUUUUGUGAGUCUGGGGGAUCUGCAGCAGGUUACAUAAAGGCGGAUAACGGACUGAGAUGAGCGCCCGAGUGACGGCGUAGCGGCAGCUCCAGUCCCCGCCAGUGUGGCCGGGUGCGGCGCGGGAGAGAGGACGCAGGAAAAAGAAAAGGGCGAUCUGGUCCCCCGCAUGUGCGCUCACUUACACUAAAACACAAUUCCCCCACGGGGUCGGCUGGAUGGUGUCAAUGCUGGGCGGUUCAGGGCUGUAUCCGAGCAGGAUCAGAGCUAGGCCGGUGCGCAGCGGAGUGAAGACGCGGACCAGCCGUCUCCUCUCCGGCGCGGAUGGCUCGGAUUAACCCUCCAAACAAACCCGUUUAGUAAUAAGAACUGUGUAAUUAUAGCGUAAUAGCGCAUGCAGUCGGCGCUUGGCCUUGAAAGUCAUUCAUAAAACUAGUGUUGAAGGCGAUGCACAGGCCCAUGUCUUAAUUUGGAAACAAAGAAUUAAGGCUGCUGAAGGAAGAGAGAGGCUAAGCUGGGGGAAUAAGCUGAUUCCGCCUGUGUUGGUUUAACCAGUCCAGCUUCCCUUUAGUGGAGUCAUUUCUGUCAAACCCGGUUUUUUUUUUCUUUUUUCACGCUUUAAGUUGUAUUUAUUUUUUUAAUUUGGGUUUGAGUGUGCCACGGCACCAGGAUGGAUGGGAGUGAUGCCGGCAGCGCCGGCAGCGCCGGGCCGGCGGAGGUGGAGCCCAUGCCGGGGUACCUGCAGCUGAUGUCCCGCGGCUCCGGCGUGCUGCUGGCCGCCUGGAGGGACUGCAGCAGCUGCGGGCUGCAGCGCUCCAGGACCACCUUCCUGGAUCACGCCUACUUCACCUGGACCGAGAUGGCCCUCUUUGUCUUUUGCGCCUUUUUGUGGACCAUGGUCAGGCGGGGACUGACACAAAGUCUGUUUAAGCCUCUUGCACAGUGGUGCAAGCUGCUGCCCAAAGAUGCUGCCAAGAUGCCGGAGAGCUCGUGGAAGCUGGUCUUCUACACCAUGUCGUGGUCCUACAGCACCUACUUGCUGUUCUUCACUUCCUACCCCUUCUUCCACGACCCGCCCUCCGUCUUCUACAACUGGAAGAGUGGUAUGACAGUGCCUACAGACAUCGCCUUGGCCUACCUGAUCCAGGGCAGCUUCUACGGCCACUCCAUCUACGCCACCAUCAACAUGGAUGCGUGGAGGAAGGACUCGGCCGUCAUGGUGGUGCACCACAUCAUCACACUGGCGCUCAUCGGCUUCUCCUACGCGUUCAGAUACCACAACGUAGGGAUUUUGGUGUUAUUCCUGCACGACAUCAAUGACAUCCUGCUGGAGUUUACCAAACUCAACGUGUACCUGAAGUCCAGAGGGGGCGGCUAUCACCUGCUCAACGACGUGCUGUCCAACAUGGGCUCCGUCAGCUUCAGCAUCUCCUGGUUCUGGUUCCGUCUCUACUGGUUCCCACUGAAAGUGCUGUAUGCGACAUGCGUGUCCAGCCUCCAGUCGGUCCCCAACAUCCCCUUCUACUUCUUCUUCAACACUCUUCUCUUCGCCCUGCUGCUCAUGAACAUCUACUGGUUCCUGUUUAUUGUGAUUUUUGUAGUGAAGGUGCUAAAGGUGAAGGAGGUGAACGAUGUCAGGGAGUAUGAAGACGAGGACGGCAGCAGGGCUGCAGCAGAGCUGCUCGGAAACUCUCGGGCACCAAAACACGAUGAUGAUGCUGGACAUCACAACGCUGCCCAUGGGAAGCACGUGCAGAACGGCGUUACCAAGGAAAAGCAUCUAUAACAGGCUCUCUGGCGCCACCACCAGGAACCAGGCUACUAAUACACUCAAGACAACGCGCCCUCCUUCAACAGCUUGCGUUCAGGACGUGGCCCGAGGCAAAGAGCGUCACAAAAAAAUCCCAACAAAAACCCCCACAAAAAAAAAACGGAGGGGAAAUUUAGGGUGCAAUGAGUUUCAUUCUUGUCCUUUUAUUCUUUUCUUUCUUUCUUUUUGCUGUCGUUUUGUUUUUAGAGCACUGUGAAUGUUAUUACAACUGUCUUACUGUUGUCAAGUUGACGUUUGAUAGAAAUAAGAAAUCAACCUGUUUGGGUGAGAGCGGGACUGUGACUGUCCUGAAGCCCCGACAGCGAGGAAAGGUUUAGGCCUGCACUGAAGCAACAGUAGCAACCUGGUGAACAAACAACCAAGUCUCCUCUUCGGCUUAGCAUACGAGGAGAAAAGGUUUAACAAAGAAAGCAGGACUGGUGGUGCAGGAGAGCCAGCAUGAUGCUCUCCUGUACCGCUGCACCACGCGCAUCGAUUUUCAUCCUAAUCCACAAAUUUAGUGGUGACAGCUGCACAGCUCUGGCUCCCUGCACCCAUUAGUUGGAAAUGAGGAGCCAGACAUGUGAGUGUGUCUGUGUGUCUGCGUGUUUUACGAUGUGAAGAGUGUGGUUGCGGCUUUUAGAGAAACAAAAAACAAAACAAACGAAAAAAAAAAAAAGGUUUAUUUUUGAGUUUGUCUCUGUACUUUUGUCUCUGAUGAAUCACAUGACCCUGACUUGUUCCCUUGACAUUCCUACAGUUGACAUGUUGGCAUUUUUGUCCUUCUUAGCAUCUGCUGCAAAGCAUCUGUUUCUGCACUGACAUGAAAGCAUACAAGCUUAUUGCUGGUUUAAUGACAGCAAACAGCUAGAAUUGAUUGACUGGGUAUCAGAGUCAUCCUCGUGAUUGAAUUUGUUUUAAAAAAAAAAGAAUAGAUGAAUGGCGUUUAUAUUUACAGCUAGUUCAUGGGUGAUGGGGGGGCCGCGUAGUUUAUAGAAAAGUGGAACCCACACCCUGAACUUGUGAGAUGAUAAAAAUAAAACAUUAUGUAUGCACAUGCUACGGUAUAUGGUAUUCAGGAAUGCAUGUAAUCGGAAUGAUUAUGGAAAUGUGCUAUGAUUUUAUCAAGAAAAUCCUCCAGCUAUGUGAUUUUGUUUUUAUUUAAUGUCUAAAACUAACUCUGAACGGGAGGUUUGUUUAAUGCAGCGCUGGCCACUGAGCACAACAUGUAAACAGAAGAAGCAGCGCGUGACAGGCGCUGCUGUGGCAUUUAAAUGUGAGCCAUUUAAACAGGUGUGGCUCACCGAGGAGCUUCUCACUCAUGUACAUGAGGCCUACAUUUGGGGAAAGGGAAAAACAGAUUCAGGAAGAAAAAAAACAACAAUCGUGGAAUUAAGCUACAGAGAAAGGGAAACUGUUGAAUUUGAUUUUUUUCCCCCAUGAGCCCACUGGUUGACUGCAUGUGUGUAAAGAAAACAGCUGCUGUUUCCAUUCUUCCCACCUUCUCGAUCAAAUUCAAGCUCUUGUUUUGAUGAACGGCAUGCUUGUGCUGCUUGAGCAGGCUGCAGAUGUUGCAGUCCGUAGGAGAGAGCGUCUUUGCUGAGCUUUUUUUGUUUGUCUGUCUUCCAGCAUCCCCAAAUCAGUGUCCCGGGGAAUUAAAACUAGCUUAUGAUUUUACAUUAAACAAUCUCUAUUAUCGCUGUAGUUGUUUAUUUUUUAAUAUAUAUAUACCUUUUGAUUUGCUGCUGUUUUAUUAUUUGUUCCACUCUUUUCCUGUGAGAGCACUGUUUAUAUUCCAGAUGUGUGGAUGUAUUUUUGCUGAGUAUGAGUCAGGAGUAUUCUGCUCAGAUCACAUUUUCAUGGACCACGAAAAAGCAGUAUUGUUCAUCUCCAUUAUGAACAUCUGGAUUUAAUCGUUUUAAUCUGAAUGCUGGUUUCCUCUCAUUUAACUGUAGCCCCUGCACACCUGUACUGUCAUUGACACCGUCCGUCCAACCUGCUGCUAUCAUGUUCAACUGUGAGACUAGAUUACACACAGUUAUAUGAUGAGAGGAACAACAUCUGAACCGGGUGGGGAAAUUUGCAUCGAGCCCACAAAGAUCUGCAAUCUGGAUUAGCUGUGACUCAUCCCAGAAGUCCGCUGUGGGCAGUGUUCUUCAAUCCAGGCCCUCGGGCACCUCCCCCCCCUUUUGCUGCAUGUCAUAGGUGUGUUUAAGCAGGGAAACAUAAAACAUGAGGGGCGGCGACUCCUGAGGACCUGGAUGGAGGAACACCGGCCUACAGUCCGGCGUGCAACAGAUUCCCCAGCUGCCCGAACCUUGUAGACGUCACAAAACACAUGUGAUGUUAUGUUCAACUAAAUCCUACUAGAUGUGAGCAAUGUUAUUAUAAAUACCACUAUAUAAGACUACACUGUUUACAUUAUGGUUUCUGCUCUCAUCACACCUCAGGGUUUUAUUUGGCUUCUGUGGAAGUUUUUAAUCAAUCAGCAGUUUCAUUGCAACAUUGGAUCAAUUUUAUAUGUCAAAUAAGUGAAACACAAAACUUAAUUUAAAAAAACAAAACACUUUUUUUUAAUGUCUAGUGACAUUUUCAAUAAACUGACCUCUAUCAUAACUUAGAACAGACUUCCCAUCAUAAAAGAAACUAAGCCAUAAAGAUUUGGCUUUCUGAAAACACGAUUCCCACUUUGAGUUUUGAUACAUUUGCUUGUAGACUUUGGUUCCAGGUAUUGGAAACACGCAGCAUAAAAUCGCCUUUAAUGAGCUGCAUGAAACCAAACUCACAUCCGGUGUUUAACCUCUGACAGUGUCACUACUUGUUGGUACACAAAGAAAAUGAUGUCUACAAGCCAAUUAAAAAAAACAAAACAGUUUAACACAGCAACUCAGCACAGAAGGUGCGGCGUAUCUGCUAGAUAUCUGCUAGAUUUCUGCUGUGGGCUCCGGCUGCCUCACUUCCAGUCCCCAUACUUCAGGCUCAGGGAGAGACCAGAACAGAAGCUGCAUGUGCAGACUGAGCAGGACACCAGCAGAACUAACGGGGCUUCCUUUCUGGCUACAGUUGCACUGGCGUGUCUAAAUGAGAGUAUGUUAGGGUCCACGUGUUGGUUGCAUUUACUUAAUGUAAAUUAGGAGGGUUUAAAAGAAAAGGAAGAAAAAAAAGUGGCAUGUUUUAAAAUGUACAGCUGCAGAGGUGAUAGUGCGAAAUCAGCAGAACAUUAAAUAUGGAUCUCUACAACUCUGCGUAGUCAUUUCUCCAGUUCCAAACAUGCAGGUCGGAGCAGGAAAGAUCAGGGAGUGACAGUUAAGAAGAAGAAAGAAAAAAAAAAAAAUCCAAAGUAUUUUCAUUCAUGGUUUGACUGUGCCAAAACGUCCACCAAAAGCUGAUGCAAAUGUUUGUGGGAGUGGGGGACCACUGCAGUUGAGAGCUGGUUCGAGUGUGACGGGCAGAGACGCCCUGCAAGUGUCUCUUCUGGAUUGCACUGUAAUUUAUUAGUAUUACUUUUAUUGUUCAUUUGUAGAUCAAAACUAAAAAGGGUGAAUUUGUGACUUUCUAUGACAAUGACUGAAGGAUCAUGAUCUAACUUUCACUUUAAAAUGUAUUUUAUUGAUUUUUGGACCACUGAUGCACACUGUAAGCUCUACACAUUAGCCCGAGUUUUUCAAACUGAAUUUGACCACUUUCAAGAAAAAAUGACUACUUGAUAAAGACCUGUAUUUGCUCUUUUAUAAUACAGUUUUAAUACCAUUAAGCCAAUGUUAUUGUUUCUGUAUCUCAUGAAAUAAAACCCGUCAGUAAAUAA